Molecule: messenger RNA, 1000 nt
Organism: Cebus imitator (Panamanian white-faced capuchin)
Lineage: Eukaryota; Metazoa; Chordata; Mammalia; Primates; Cebidae
Product: olfactory receptor 8U8
Exons: 1
Coding region: 1-960 (319 amino acids)
Biological process (GO): G protein-coupled receptor signaling pathway; sensory perception of smell
Cellular component (GO): membrane
Molecular function (GO): odorant binding; G protein-coupled receptor activity; olfactory receptor activity
Source: RefSeq, a predicted model, not a curated record
AUGGCUCACAUCAACUGCACCCAGGUGGCAGAGUUUAUUCUAGUAGGCCUCACAGAUCAUCAGGAGUUGAAGAUGCCCCUCUUUGUGCUAUUUUUAUCCAUCUAUUUAUUCACAGUAGUAGGCAAUUUGGGUUUGAUCCUACUCAUUAGAGCAGAUUCAAGGCUCAGCACACCAAUGUACUUCUUUCUUAGCAACCUAGCCUUUGUAGAUUUCUGUUACUCUUCCGUCAUUACACCCAAAAUGCUUGGGACUUUCUUAUACAAACAAAAUGUUAUAUCCUUCAAUGCAUGUGCUACACAACUGUGCUGCUUUCUCACCUUCAUGAUAUCGGAGUGCUUGCUACUGGCUUCCAUUGCCUAUGACCGGUAUGUGGCCAUUUGUAACCCUCUAUUGUAUAUGGUUGUAAUGUCUCCAGGAAUCUGCAUUCAACUUGUAGCAGUUCCUUAUAGCUAUAGCUUCCUGAUGGCAUUGUUUCACACCAUCUUCACCUUCUGCCUCUCCUAUUGCCACUGCAACAUUGUCAACCAUUUCUAUUGUGAUGACAUGCCUCUACUCAGGCUAACUUGCUCAGACACUCACUUCAAACAGCUAUGGAUUUUGGCCUGUGCUGGUAUCACAUUCAUCUGCUCUGUUCUGAUUGUCUUUGUCUCCUACAUGUUCAUUAUUUUUGCCAUCCUGAGGAUGAGCUCAGCUGAGGGAAGACACAAAGCCUUCUCCACGUGUAGCUCUCACAUGCUGGCAGUCACCAUAUUCUAUGGCACCUUGAUCUUUAUGUAUUUACAACCAAGCUCAAGCCAUUCUCUUGACACCGACAAAAUGGCCUCUGUCUUCUACACAGUGAUCAUUCCCAUGCUGAACCCAUUAAUUUACAGUCUCAGGAACAAAGAUGUAAAAGAUGCCCUGAAGAAAGUCAUCAUCAGUAGAAACCACGCUUUUAUGUUUCUGAAACUGCGAAAAUGAGUUCAAUAAACAAAAAUGGACAUUCCUUCAUAACCGGUUU